Molecule: messenger RNA, 324 nt
Organism: Trichoplax adhaerens
Lineage: Eukaryota; Metazoa; Placozoa; Uniplacotomia; Trichoplacea; Trichoplacidae
Exons: 2
Biological process (GO): mitochondrial electron transport, cytochrome c to oxygen
Cellular component (GO): mitochondrial inner membrane
Source: RefSeq, a predicted model, not a curated record
GAACCCGAUGAGGUUUUCGAUGCUCGUUGGGAAGCAUUCUUUAAGAAUGAAAACUUAGAUAGAAAUACUUACCGCAGAGGUUUAGAUGAACUCUUUGGUUACGAUUUGGUUCCAGAGCCCAAAAUUUUAAAUGCUGCAUUUAGGUAUUGUAGACCUGCUCGACGUUUAAAUGACGUUGCUAUACCAGUUCGUAUCCUGGAGGUAGUUAAAGACAAAGCUGGUACCAACAAGGAAAUCUACCCAUAUAUAUUAGACCAGACAAGUGAAGUCAGAGCUGAAUUAGGCAUUAGUACACCAGAAGAGCUAGGAAUUGAUACUGCUUAA